UCAAAUUCUUACCAAAUGAACAGAGAAAUUUCACAUAAGGAAUUAAUGAGAUAUGAUUACAAAUAGCUGCAGAGGUAAGGCAAUGUGUCACUGCAGAUAGAUAUCUUUUGUUUUAAGUCCAAAAGAAAAAGGAAAGGGCAAAUUUUGCAUUCUCCAAAAGAUUCCUUGACACAGUCUCAGUUCACAAGAUAACGCUUCUUAUAAUCUGAGAGAGAGAAAGAGAGUCCCGCAAUCCCUUAAAUCAUCGAUCGUGACCAUCUUGAAGAUUUCGAGACCAAAUUGGACUCUCUUUUGCCCAAAAAUUACACCUUUCUGCCACCUAUUUUUCUCUCUAUAACCACUCCCUACCAUAAAUGCCCUCUCUAAAACCCUUCAGUUCUUUACUUCAGUCGCUCUAUCGUCUGUUUUCUUUCAAACAAGUUCCAGUUUCUGUCACUUUCCCGAGAAAAGUUGCGAAAAUUUUACCGGAAAGUUAAAAUCUUUCUUGGAUAAUGGAAGAAAAUGAGCCUCUGCCUGACCAUCUCCGGUGCAAGAGGACGGACGGCAGGCAAUGGCGGUGCAACAGGAGAGUGAUGGACGACAAGAAGCUCUGCGAAAUUCACCAUCUCCAAGGCCGCCAUAGACAGUAUAAGAGGAAAGUACCCGAGUCACUGAAACUGCAAAGGAAAUACAAGAAGAAAUCAACUGCCAAUGCGGAUUCAACUCCCAUCAAUGGCGAAAUUAGGGCACAUAAAGGGGAAAAAUUGUCGAGAUUGGUGAAAUUGGCGAAGCCUAUGAAGAGAAAGAAAUCGAUUGGCGAAUCUGAAGCGCUUGACGAGGCUGUGAAGAAGAUGAGACUAAAGAGAGGGGAUUUGCAGUUGGAGCUAAUAAGAAUGGUGUUGAGAAGAGAAGUAGAGAAGAGAAAGAAGAAGAAAAAGAAGAAGAAGAAGAAAGUUGUUGUACAGGAAAUUAAUAGUGAAAAUGAUAACGAUGUCGAUAGUAGUAAUAGUGAGGGAGAGUUAAUGAGAGAUUUACCUAAUGGGUUAAUGGCAAUAUCCCCUGCGAAACAUUUUGGCAAUGUAGCUGCCGCUUCUUCUUCUACGCCUUGUGAUAUCAAAAUUGGAGCUGCUGAUUUCAGUGCGGUUACUAGAAGGCGGUUUCGGUCUAAGAACAUUGAGCCAAUGCCAAUUGGUACAUUACAGGUUGUGCCUUUCAAGAAGGACAUGUUGAAAUUGAGGAGGGGAAAGAGGAAAAAGUGUCAUUGGUGUAGGAGAAGUGGAUUGAAGACUUUAAUAAGGUGUUCUAGUUGUAGAAAACAAUUCUAUUGCAUGGACUGCAUCAAAGACCAGUAUUUUGAUAUGCUAGAAGAAGUUAAGAUAGCGUGUCCAGUUUGUCGUGGAACUUGUUGCUGUAAGGUCUGCUCAGCAAUUCGAUGUAGGGACAUCGAAUGUAAGGACUUCUCCAAGGACAACAGUAAAGUCAACAAAGUUUUACAUUUUCAUUAUCUGAUCUGUAUGCUUCUUCCUGUCCUGAAACAAAUAAUGGAAGAUCAGAGCAUUGAGCUAGAAAUAGAGGCAAAAAUAAAAGGCGAGAAACCCUCUGAUGUUCAAAUCCAGCAGACUGAAGUCAACUGCAAUAAGGAAUUUUUCUGCAAUAGUUGUGACACUUCCAUUGUGGAUCUCCAUAGAAGCUGCGCCAGUUGUUCCUAUACACUUUGCUUAAGUUGUUGUCAGGAUAUUUUUCAAGGGAAAUUACCUGCGAGUGUUAAAUCCCUUCUCUGCAAAUGCCCUAGCAGAAGGAAAGCUUGUACAUCUGGAAAUCAACUUUCAGAGAUGAAAUCAGUAUGCUUCUCUAAGCGGAAUUAUGGCAGUAAAUAUUUUGAUUCUUCUAUGUUAUUGCCUAAUUGGAAAGUUCCUGACGGUAAUGGUGGUAUACCUUGUCCCCCUCCAGAGUUUGGUGGCUGUGGUGAUAGUCUCCUUGGUUUAAGUUCUGUUUUCCCCUCAAGUUGGACCAAAGAACUGGAAACAAGUGCUGAGGAAAUAGUUGGUUGCUAUGAGUUGCCAGAAACCUUGGAUAUUGUUUCACCGUGCUCAUUAUGCCUUGGGAUGGAUUGUGAAGUUAAUGGGAUUAUGCAGCUUCAGGAAGCAGCUAUAAGGGAAGAUUCCAAUGAUAACUUUCUUUAUUAUCCUACUGUUUUGGACAUUCAUAGCGAUAACCUGGAACACUUUCAGAAGCAUUGGGGCAAAGGCCAACCGGUAGUAGUUCGUAAUGUGCUUGGUACAUCUGAUCUGAGUUGGGACCCAAUAGUCAUGUUCUGUACUUAUCUUAAGAAUAAUGCGGCCAAGUCUGAGAACGAGCAAGCUGCUGAUUGCUUAGACUGGUUUGAGGUGGAAAUUGGUAUCAAGCAAUUGUUUAUGGGGUCUUUUAAGGGCCCAAAACAUGCCAACAUGUGGCAUGAAAGGCUAAAAUUGAAAGGCUGGCUUUCUUCUCAUUUAUUUCAAGAACAUUUUCCAGCUCAUUAUUCUGAAAUCCUUCAUGCUCUACCAAUCACAGAAUACAUGGAUCCUAUUUCUGGUGUUUUAAACAUUGCUGCAGAAUUGCCAAAGGAAAUAUCAAAGCCUGACCUUGGCCCAUGUGUCUAUAUCUCUUACAGUAGUGGUGAGAAUCUUGUACAGGCUGAUUCUGUGACAAAAUUGCGUUAUGAUUCAUAUGAUUUGGUAAAUAUUCUGGCACAUACAACUGAUGCCCCUGUAUCUGCAGAACAACUUAAUUAUAUUAGAAAGUUAAUGAGGAAACACAAGGAACAAAAUGAAGCAAGUGGAGCAGCACCAUUAGAUGGACAAAAUUUGGAAGAAGUAGGAUUGCAUGAUAUGAUCACGGAAGAAAUGACUUUGCACAAGAAAGUUGCUCGGGUAUCGUGGUUUUCUGCUGCUAGUCAUGAAGCACGGAGCUUAAGUCUCAAAAGUAGAGACAUGUACCUUGAUGGAGAUCAUAAUUCUGAUUCUGAUUCUGAUACCGAUACCGACACUGAAGUCUCAAAAUUUUUCUUUGGGCCUGUGAAAAGCUCCAGGACAUCUGAAAAUCAGAAGUUUUCUGGGAAGCAUACAGAGGGUUUUAAUAAUUUUGGAAAGCAAAAACUUGCAGACACUUGUGGUGCCCAGUGGGAUGUCUUCCGGAGACAGGAUGUUCCAAAGCUUGUUGAAUACCUUAGAAGGCACUCUAACGAGUUCACUCAAACAUAUCGCUUUCAAAAACAUAUGGGCCAUCCAAUACUUGAUCAGAACUUUUUCCUUGAUACAACUCACAAAACGAGGCUUAAGGAGGAAUUCAAAAUUGAGCCAUGGACUUUUGAGCAACAUGUCGGAGAAGCUGUCAUCAUUCCUGCUGGCUGCCCAUACCAAGUUACGAAUAUUAAGUCAUGCGUUAACAUCGUUUUGGACUUUGUCUCGCCUGAAAAUGUUACUGAAUGCAUUCAGUUGAUUGAUGAACUCCGUCUGCUCCCAGAGAACCAUAAAGCCAAAGUAGAUAGUCUAGAGGUGAAGAAAAUGGCCCUUCAUAGUAUUAGCAAAGCAAUCAAAGAAAUCCGUGAGCUUACAUGUGCUGAGACCAGUGCUGAGCUCAAUGAUCGACAGUGAGGAAUGGUAACACAAUGGAUAUAAUUUCCUGUCACUUAAGCUCAUUUUAUUGAUUAUAUUGGUGCAGAACAUUGAUCUCCGCUAUAGCAUGCAUUGCAUGCAGAAAUUUUGAUACAUCCCCUCAUAUCAUAUCAUAUCAUAUCAGCAGUAACAAAAAGCCGAUUUCUGCAGACAGAUUAGCAUUCAUUCACCCUUCUGCUACUUUUGUACGUAAUUGUGAUCAAUGAAUUGGUUGUACAUAAUAAAAGACGCCGGAUGGACAUUUGUUUAUUUAUUAUUUUUCCGUCUCUGUACAGUAAAAUGGUUAGCUUUUGAAGGGUUCGCUGUAGGCUGAAGUGUGGCCAUGGCUUGCAAAUCUGAUGUGAGGAUUGAUUUACCUAAAUAGGACCUGUUAGAAUUUCAAACGAAUUUCAUAAAAUUCUGCGUUUAUGUUCA
Molecule: messenger RNA, 4049 nt
Organism: Jatropha curcas
Lineage: Eukaryota; Viridiplantae; Streptophyta; Magnoliopsida; Malpighiales; Euphorbiaceae
Gene: B160
Product: protein B160
Biological process (GO): regulation of transcription by RNA polymerase II
Cellular component (GO): histone deacetylase complex; chromatin
Molecular function (GO): chromatin DNA binding; histone H3K9 demethylase activity; transcription coregulator activity
Source: RefSeq, a predicted model, not a curated record